Molecule: messenger RNA, 2006 nt
Organism: Anopheles merus
Lineage: Eukaryota; Metazoa; Arthropoda; Insecta; Diptera; Culicidae
Product: CWF19-like protein 2 homolog
Exons: 3
Coding region: 155-1954 (599 amino acids)
Biological process (GO): mRNA splicing, via spliceosome
Cellular component (GO): post-mRNA release spliceosomal complex
Source: RefSeq, a predicted model, not a curated record
UCUCCGUCGCCGAUCAAAACAAACAAUUCCACCGUGGGGACAAUUUUGGUGCCGCUUUGCCUUGUGAAAUAUUUAUUUCAGAAUAUGUGUGAGCAAUCUCAAAUAAUUGUUUGCCAUAUUUAAAUUCUAGACAGGUUCUAUUGGUAUAAAUAACAUGGGAUCCUCUUCCACCUCCGACAGCGAGGAAGAGCGCAAACAGCGCAAGCACAAGAAAAAGGAUAAAAAGUCCAAAAAAUCCAAAAAGGAGAAAAAGCAUAAAAAAGAAAAGAAACACAAACGCCACCGGCGGCAUCGCUCGUCCUCGUCGUCCAGCGCGGGAAGCGAAAGCGAUCAGUGGGUUGAAGCACUUCCAGCAACUACGGAUGUCCCCUCCCGACAGUCACCCGAAGCGAAGCUCGAGCGUGAAGAUUGGAUGAACAGCAUGCUGAUACCGACGUACAGCCGGGAGCCGAAAAAGGAGGACAAGAAAAACAGUACGCCCGCGGACCAGCAGCAGCAGUACGACCCGAAGACAAGCGUCCGUGAGCUGAAUCCGUACUGGAAAAACGGGGGCAGCGGGUUGCCCAGCUUUCGCAAACCGGCCAAUGAUGAGGAUGACUACGACGAGCGGGAUGAUUACUAUCGACGCCGUGCGAACGAGUCACAGCAGCAGCAGCAACAGCAUCGGCCUAGUAAUGCUGGAUGGAAAAAAUCCGCUCGAGAAACCACUGCAAAUACACUCGCACCAAGGGAAGAUGAGAAAAGGGUUGAAAAAGAACCGGAAAGCGUAAAUAAACCGGAUGCUCUGGAUGAACAGCUCCUGACGGACGAGCAGUUGAAUGAGCUGGGAGCUAAAAUCAUCAAAGCGGAACUGCUCGGCAACACCGCGCAGGCGGAAAGUUUAAAGCUGAAGCUAGAAAAGGCUAAAGCAUACCGUAAUGAAAUGCAAGCGAACAAAAAGCAGCAUCCGUCCCUUCGCCAUGAUCCGGCUGCUCAGAAACGAAGAAUAAGCACGGACGAGCCAAUCACGUACGUUACCGGCAAACAGGGUAAUGAGCGUUCCCAGCGCUUCGACGGUAGGAAGCAGAAACGCUACCAACAAAAUCUACCACCCGGGCCGGAUCUGGCUGACAAGUUCCGGUCCGAGCGGGUCGAGAACGAUAACAUGGACGCACAGUUCUUCAAAGUGUCCGCGAAGAUGGGCGACGGCAAGCGGUUGGAAAACAUCUUCGACCACCAGAAGGCGUCCUCGUCCGCUGCCGGUAUGGAUGGCAUCGAAGAGCGGUCGGUCAAGGACAUGAACCGUAUGGCAAAGGCACAGGCCGACUGUGAGCGUUGCCUCAACUCGUCCGUGUUCGGUCAGGAGCAGCUCAUUUCGAUGGGCAAAAACGUUUACCUCGCGAUACCGACUUGGCGAGCGCUACAGCCCAAACACUGCUUCAUUGUGCCGGUCGGUCACUAUCCCUGCCUGACGCAGGUCGACGAGGACGUUCAUCGGGACAUCGUAGACGUGUGCAAGGCGCUGGUGCAGAUGUUCCGCAAGCACGGCAUGGAGGUGGUAUUUUUCGAAACGGUUCGCUACCUGCACCGCAACCCGCACACGUACAUCCAGUGCGUGCCGGCGAAGGAUUACGAGAUGGCACCGUUCUACUUCAAGAAAGCGAUCCUCGAGUCGGAGACGGAGUGGGCCAUGAACAAAAAGCUACACACCGUGGAGGGGUUCAAUGUGCGGCGAACGGUGCCGAAGGGUUUGCCCUACUUUUGGGUGAACUUUAACAUGGAGAGCGGGUUCGCGCACGUGAUCGAGGAUCAGGAACUGUUUCCGGUUACCUUCGCAACGGAAACGAUUGCCGGCAUUCUAGGGCUCGAAACGCGAGAUUGGCGCAAACCGAGGAAGGAGAUGAAUCCGGCCCAAAAAGUGGAAGAGUUUAAGCGGUGGUGGAGUGAAUAUGACUCCAUUCUGCAAACAAAAUAAUUUUUCAGUUUAUUCUUCUUUUUUUUUACGAAAUAAAGUGAAUUCAAUUUUA